AUGCAGGCCAACAGAGGAAACGCUGAGGCCCUGGGUCGCAAGGCCAAGCUUGCUCGCUCGUACCAGGAGCUCCUCGACGAGUUCUCCAACAAAGACCUCAGCUCCGUCGGCAACUACACUCUCGGUCGUCUCAUCGGAAAGGGUUCCUUUGGCAAGGUUUACUUGGCCUCCCACAAGCUCACCAAUGGCUCCAAGGUCGUCCUCAAAUCCGCAAAUAAAGGCGACUCGAAUCUCGCACGCGAAAUACAUCACCAUCGACAAUUCGUCCAUCCACAUAUUGCCAGGUUGUACGAGGUCAUAGUCACGGAGAAUCUGGUGUGGCUGGUGUUGGAAUACUGUGCUGGUAGGCUUUAUCGUUUUAUUGCUGAUACAGAAACGAUAAUUGACAAAGACUCGAUAGGCGACGAGCUUUACAACUACCUCCUCGAACAUGGCCCUCUUCCCGUCCACAAAGUCCAGAAGAUUUUUGCCCAACUCGUUGGCGCUGUCGCAUACGUACAUCAACAAUCAUGUGUCCACCGCGACCUCAAGCUGGAAAACAUCCUGUUCGACAAGCACGAAAACGUCAAGCUUGUAGAUUUUGGUUUCACGAGAGAAUACGAGGGGAAAGCGAACUAUUUGCAGACAUUCUGCGGCACAAUAUGCUACUCGGCACCCGAAAUGCUGAAAGGCGAAAAGUACGCUGGAGAAAAGGUCGAUGUCUGGAGUCUUGGCGUUAUCCUAUAUGCCCUACUAUGCGGAGAGCUACCGUUCGACGAUGACGACGACAACGUUACACGUACAAAGAUCCUCAGCGAGGAACCGAAGUUCCCCGACCAUCUCCCAACUGCCGCCAUUCCGUUACUCAAGUCUUUGCUCUCUAAGCGACCCCUACUCCGACCCUCCCUCCCCGACAUCCUCACCAAUCCUUUCCUUGCCGAACAUUCCCCAGCACAACAAGCGAUCCUAAAACUGCAAAGGCCUCCGCCUUUUUCAACGCAUCUAGAGAAGGAGACUCUUCAGCGCAUGCGGGGAGCGGGUGUCGAUAUUGACUCCGUCAUCGAAAGCGUGCUUGCGCAGCGCUGUGACGCUUUGGCUGGCUGGUGGACGCUGCUCAUUGAAAAGGAGCAGCGGAAAGUCAAGAGACGAGAGAGGAAACGGCGGGAAAGAGAGGCCGAGAAUAGGAGCUUGCGCCGUCUGUCCGCCGCAUCCAGCAGACUCGAGCGGAUUGCGCCUGUGUUGCAAGAGGUCGAUGAGGACGGCGGGCUGACAAACCGCUUCAUCAGACUUGAAGACGGCCCUAUCACACCACGGACAAGAGGCCGGUCAGAGAGAAGAAGCGCGCAUUACGCCGACUUGGGGGACUUGCCCGGCCUGCCCGAGCACAGCAAGGAAAACGGAAGUCCCGAUACAGAGGAACCACCUCCACCAAUCGAUAAGGACUCAAUCCGGUCUGCCAGUACGUCUAGACAUCGUCGCCCGGUUCCGCCCCCUAAGGAGGGCGUGAUCCGCAGCGCACGAUCUCGGGGUUCGACCCUUCAUCUAGUGACCACUUCGGAAGCUUUGGCGGCUAACGGGACGCCAGAGCGACCACCUGAACAACAACAAAAGGUUCGCAAGAAGCCCUCACAGGCCAUCAUUGCGCAUUGGAAGAACUGGACACACUGGUUCUUCGAGAACACCCGUAGGGGACGGCACGCGAAUAAGAGAGGGAGUCACUCAACGCCUAACCUGGUCGAUAAAAACGGCAGUGUUGCCGGCAGCAGCAGUAAACACUCCAAGGACACGAGUCCUCGGCCGCAGACGAGCAAGUACCCGACAACGGAUGCUGGCGUACCUCAAGGAAAGGCCGGAUUGCCUCGUGGCGUAGUGGCUAAUGGCCAUGCCAACAAGGCACUGCCAAGUCACGGAGGAUCUGGAGGCUUCAGCAGUCCGGCCUCUGGUGCAGGCUCUGUCCCCACGCGGGUACCGUCCCGGAUCACAACAUCUUACAAGCGACAAUCGCUGUCGCCGUCUCCCAUGACCCCACGAACUACGAUGCGGCGCUCUUCGGCAGGGUUGAGGGGCCGAAAGUCCACUUCUUCAUCGGUCUCGUCCAUUCGUUCGAUGCCUCAUCAUCAUCACUCUCAUUCCAAAGCUUCAUCAACAAGCUCAAACGGAUCGGUCUCGACUUCCAUGUCCAAGAACACUCUCCAGCGCGGGCAGUCGCCUCAUCACUCUGUCAAAGUUCUUCCAGCGACUCCCACCGCGACCGCCUUCCCGUCGAAUAUCCGUCUAGUUCGAGGGCCAGGUCCCCCGGCUCCCCUUGCUCUAUUCAAUGAGGGCAUGCCUCCCCCACCGGUAACGUCAGGAAUGCAGGCUCCAGGCUCGCCUAAUCCCUUUGCCCUGGGAGGGGGCAUCCAAUUUGCCAAGCGAAAGCGGAACAUCUUCAAGGGUCCGAUGCUGGCCUUUGGCGGAGGUGGCAGCGCAGGCGGUGGCGGAGGAGGGGGCGGCAGCUCGCGAAGCACAAGUUCCAACCAUUCACGCAGUGCAAGUGCUUCUGGACUCGGACGACGGUCGGGCGAAGCUCCCAUCCAGGAAGAGGAAGAAGGCGAAGAAGCGGAAGAAGAAAUCGAGGAGGUUGACGCUUUCAGCCCCGUUGUUGGGGGGCCAGGAGAGCGCAUCGAGGAGCAAAUUAUUGAAGACAGCGAGACAGAGGCACUAGCAGAGCAGGCGGAGGAGAAGGAGGAAGAUGCUCCUCCGGUAACGCCAAAAGCAUCAGCCGCCCCUGUCCCGACAUGA
Colletotrichum tamarilloi is the source of this 2760-nucleotide messenger RNA. RefSeq lists its product as uncharacterized. The transcript is spliced from 4 exons. Bases 1 to 2760 code for a protein of 919 amino acids. Gene Ontology annotation, cellular component: cytoplasm. The record is from RefSeq and is a predicted model, not a curated record. Gene Ontology annotation, biological process: intracellular signal transduction; protein phosphorylation. Gene Ontology annotation, molecular function: ATP binding; protein serine/threonine kinase activity. Lineage: Eukaryota; Fungi; Ascomycota; Sordariomycetes; Glomerellales; Glomerellaceae.